GGAGGGAGGGUGGCUGGAAGGUCUGACGGGAAAUGAUCACAACACUGUAAGGGCUAAAAUACGCUUUUCGUCAAUCCCCUGAUCAGGAACAGAUGUUCAAACUCAGCAUGCCCGCGGACACAGAAGCAGCUGCUGUUACCAACCCGUGACCGCGCGUCUUCCAAAAGGUCCUAAGACAGCGCUCAGUGGCUGAUCGUCCCCUGAGCCGCUCUCACCUGUGUAUUCCGUGAACACUGAGCAGGUUCACAAAAAAGCCAUGAGCGCGCCGGCCAACGACCCCGAGAGCAUCCUGAGCUACCAGAGGCCAGAUGAGGAGGUGGUGGUGGACCAAGGAGGGACCAGCUCUGUACUGAACAUCCACUAUGAGAAGGAGGAACUAGAAGGCCACAGGGCUCUUUUUGUCGGGGUUCGGAUGCCGAUGCAGAGCCAUCGUCACCACAAGCCUCACGGCUCUCGCCACCGAAGGAGAGACAGGAGGGCGGGAAGCAUCGCAACGCAGCAGAGCGAGGAGAGUGAGACGGCCGCUUCCAGUCAUGACACGCCGUCCCAGCGCGUCCAGUUCAUUCUUGGCACAGAGGAGGACGCCGAACACGUGACCCACGAGCUGUUCACUGAGCUCGAUGAGAUCUGUGUGAAGGAUGGCAAGGAUGCCGAGUGGAAGGAAACAGCCAGGUGGCUGAAGUUUGAGGAAGACGUGGAGGAUGGUGGGGAGAGGUGGAGCAAGCCCUAUGUCGCAACACUUUCCCUCCACAGCCUGUUUGAGCUGCGAAGUUGCAUCAUCAAUGGCAGCGUGUUGCUCGACAUGCACGCUGACAGCAUCGAAGAGAUUGCAGACAUGGUGCUGGACCACCAGGAGGCGUCCCAUGAGCUGGACGACAGUGUGAGAGUGAAGGUGCGCGAGGCCCUACUGAAGAGACACCACCACCAGAACGACAAGAAGAAGAACCUCAUGCCGAUGGUGCGCUCCAUCGCAGAGGGAACCCGCAAACAGUCAGAGACGUAUCUGAUGGCAGGGCCAGCCACAUCUUCCCAGCCUCCAGUGGUCACAGAACCAGCCAAGAAUGGUGGAGGACAGGACGGCCAUCAAGUGGACCUGAGCAAAGUGGACAUGCACUUCAUGAAGAAGAUCCCGGAGGGCGCAGAGGCCUCCAAUGUAUUGGUAGGAGAACUGGACUUCUUGGAGAGGCCCAUAGUAGCUUUUGUCCGCCUUUCCCCUGCUGUGCUGCUCACCGGACUCACUGAGGUCCCCAUACCUACCAGGUUCCUCUUCAUUCUUCUGGGCCAAGAUGGAAAGGCUCAGCAAUACCAUGAAAUUGGACGCUCUAUGGCAACCAUCAUGACAGAUGAGAUCUUCCAUGAUGUAGCCUACAAGGCAAAGGACAGAAGUGACCUGCUGGCUGGGAUAGAUGAGUUUCUAGACCAGGUGACGGUCCUACCACCAGGAGAGUGGGACCCCUCAAUCCGCAUUGAGCCCCCAAAGAGUGUUCCCUCUCAGGAGAAGAGAAAGACGCCAGGAGUCACUAAUGGCACAGCCUGCCAGGUUGAGGAGGAACUACAUGCCGAGCAUCACGGACCAGAGCUACAGAGAACUGGAAGGUUGUUUGGUGGUCUGAUACUGGACAUCAAGAGGAAAGCUCCGUUCUAUCUGAGUGACUUUAAGGAUGGUCUUAGCCUUCAGUGCGUGGCCUCCUUCCUCUUCCUCUACUGUGCCUGCAUGUCUCCUGUCAUCACUUUUGGAGGACUGCUGGGGGAGGCAACAGAGGGACGCAUUAGCGCCAUAGAGUCCUUACUGGGUGCGUCUAUGACUGGAGUAGCCUACUCUUUGUUUGCUGGUCAGCCUCUCACAAUUCUGGGCAGCACAGGUCCUGUGCUGGUUUUCGAGAAAAUCCUCUACAAGUUCUGCAAGGACUACGACCUGUCCUAUCUGUCUCUGAGGACUUGCAUCGGCCUGUGGACGGCUGUGCUGUGUUUUCUUCUGGUUGCCACCGAUGCAAGCUCUCUGGUGUGCUACAUCACUCGGUUUACAGAGGAGGCCUUUGCCGCCCUCAUCUGCCUCAUCUUCAUCUACGAGGCCUUGGAGAAGCUGGUCCACCUGGGAGAAGUCUACCCCUUCAACUCCAACAGCGAUCUGGACAAACUCACACUGGCGUACUGUAGAUGUACAGAGCCUGAUAACCCCAGUAAUAAUACCUUACAACUGUGGAGUGCGAAAAACAUCACAGCAACUGAAGUGCCAUGGACCAAUCUUACUGUCAAGGAAUGUGUGGGUCUGCAAGGCCACUUUGUCGGGACAUCAUGUGGCCCCCAUGGGCCCUUCACCCCAGAUGUUCUCUUCUGGUCCACCAUCUUGUUCUUCUCGACUUUCCUCAUGUCUGCGUUCCUCAAACAAUUUAAAACAAGUCGUUAUUUCCCCACCAAGGUGCGAUCCAUGAUCAGUGACUUUGCCGUGUUCCUCACCAUCGCCAUCAUGGUUCUGCUUGAUUAUAUAAUUGGAGUGCCCUCCCAGAAGUUGAAAGUGCCCAACAAAUUCCAGCCGACCAGAGACGACCGAGGUUGGUUGAUCAAUCCAAUAGGACGCAACCCGUGGUGGACAGUGCUGGCUGCAACUAUUCCUGCUCUCCUGUGCACCAUCCUCAUCUUUAUGGACCAACAGAUAACUGCCGUCAUCAUCAACCGCAAAGAGCACAAACUGUUGAAGGGAUGCGGGUACCACCUGGACCUACUCGUAGUCGGAGUGAUGCUGGCGGUGUGCUCCAUCAUGGGCUUGCCCUGGUUCGUGGCAGCCACAGUGCUGUCCAUCUCUCACGUCAACAGCCUGAAGCUGGAGUCGGAAAGCUCGGCUCCAGGAGAGAUGCCUCGCUUCCUGGGCAUCAGGGAACAGAGGCUCACUGGCCUCGUCAUCUUUCUGCUCAUGGGCUGCUCCGUAUUCAUGACUGGAGCUCUGCAGUUCAUUCCUAUGCCAGUGCUGUAUGGGGUUUUCCUUUACAUGGGAGUGUCUUCAUUAAAAGGCAUACAGUUCUUUGACCGUCUGAAGUUGUUCGGCAUGCCGGCGAAGCACCAGCCAGACUUCAUCUACCUGCGGCACGUCCCCUUGAGGAAGGUGCACCUGUUCACUCUGACACAGCUCACCUGUCUGCUGCUGCUCUGGUUCAUUAAGACCUCACCUGCUGCCAUUGUCUUUCCAAUGAUGGUGCUGGCUUUGGUUUUUAUUCGCAAACUGCUGGACUGUUGUUUCUCUGAUCGAGAGCUAAGUUACCUGGAUGACUUGAUGCCUGAGUGGAAAAAGAAAACCCUUGAUGAUGUUUCCAAAUCAAUAGAAGAGGAAUCACAGAUUAUGCUCAGUACAAAGAAGGAAGAAAUAGCUGCUGUUCCCAUUGUCGUGGAGAGCAGCAAGCCCAUUCAGACCCCAAAAGCACAUGACCCAAGGUGUGACCCCUCUGAUAUUAAUAUAUCUGAUGAAAUGUCUAAAACCACCGUGUGGAAAUCCCUCAACUCUAACCAAAAGGACAUUUGUCCUGUGUCUGCUAAGAAGGAUUGAAGGGAUUGCAUUCAUAGACGAGUAAAAGAUGUACGCAUGUCCUGGACCAAAAGAGUGCGAAAGGCUUUGACCAUCAGCCACUACAGUGCUUAAAGGAAAGAGGUCUUGAUGAUUUCAACCAGCCAACUGCAAAACAUAAUAAAUGUCCAUUAACAUACAAGCAUAGAGACGGACAGAGAUAGACUCAUGCACUUUUAUCUUUGUGAGGACUAUAAAUAUUUUUGAAAGCGUGUUUCUCUGAAAUAAGAACUCAUUCCAAAUCUGAUCACUUGAAACUACAAACUAACUAGAAACUAGCAUCAACUUGAACAACAGUGAUGUUAUUUUCACCAUAAACCAGUUAAUAAAACCAUCAUAUUCCUAUUGAAACUUACUACUAAACCAAUCAGGGAUGAUGUCUCAAUGAUGAUGUCAUUCAGAGUCACUGGUCUGUCUUCAUCCGAAUAAGUAUAUCAAUUUUUACAGCAAUAGUAUAAUAGAUCAUAUGUAUCUCUCUUUAGGAUGGAUAUUUCAGGUUUUACAGUGGAUUUGCCCCAAACAGCUACCUGUUGCAAUUGAAAAUGGCCAGGAAACAAUGUCAUGGCCUGGGGAAUAAAAACAGUGAGCAAAAGUCAGCUGUGAAGAUCUCUUGAUCACUACAAGCGUCCCCAAUAACUAGAACUAAUCAUGUGAUCAGUGUUGAUUAUGGCAAAAAUACUUGCUAAUAUUUGUACCUCAAAAAGAUAGAAGGGCAGACGCACACAUAACAACAACAAAGAUCUCUCAACUCCCCCUUUUCACUCUUUGAUCAGAACCCCCCCCCCCCCUGGUCCAGGUUUCAGAGGCUGCUGCACACUGCACACGUCAUGGUGUCCAGGAAGUGCUCCUUGUUUCCUGUUAAUCUAAGUACAUUUAUUUAUCAAUCAUUAUAAAUUAUAAUUGUAUCUAAUGUGCCAUGAGUACGUCCCUUUUUCAAAUGGUGAUGAUAUGGUAAAUUAUUUGGUAGAUUUAAAAACACUUUGCAGGUUCAGUAAUACUUACUCUUUUGGAACAUAAAACUUGGUGUCAGUUUUGUGUGAUGAUGUAAACUGAAAACAGUGAAUGUUAGAAGACCCACUUCAGUUGAAGCAGUGGCAUCAAUAACGUGUAAUCUUUCUCCCUUUAUGGACGUUUGUCUUUGAACUAAUGAUUGUGUACGACAGAGGUUGUUCUUCAGAAUAUCCGUCAUGUGUUAGUACUGUGUCUUAUUUCUUUACCUACCACAAGUUCAUGAAUGCUCCUGCAGGGCACUUUUGAUGACGCCACUUCAGGGGGAAACAGAGCAGAGAAAUGGUGUGCCUGUGUGUGUAUUUGUGUGUAGGUGUGUGGCUGUGAGAGAGGAAAAGAGUCUCUUGUGUAUCAGGAAAGGGUAGCUGCAGGACUUUCUUUUAAGCAAUAAUUUACCCCACCUUCAACACAAAUUGACCUUAAAGUAUAACUCUAUAUUUUUAUCCUCCCUUUGUGGUGGUUCAGAAAAGGCCAGAACACUUUACAUGUGUCAAAAAAAGGCAUCUUUAAUUAAAAGGAUAUGUAUUUUUCCUUCAUCAUGUGGAUCCCAAAGUCAGUUUGGUUGAACAAGGUUCAACUGUAAUUUGCUCCACCUCAUUUUUAUCAGCCAAAGGAAACAGAUUAUUUUGUGAAAGAAUGACCUUCACGAUAAUUUAAUCUUUAGCACUUUCUGUAGAUAAAAAAAAUCUUGGUAUAUUUUAUUUUCAAUAAGUCUAUUGAGCAUUUCAAUAAUUUAAAAAUGUAUAAUAUUUCAUUAUUUUUAAAUAUACAUUUACGAUGUGUGCUCUUUACUUUCUGUAUAUGUUGUAAUAAGAGACAAGCUAAGAUAAAUGUUGAAUAAUGUAGCACAUGAAUAAUAUAAUAGUAUAAUUAAAUAAAUCAAAUACCUCCACAGAUUAUUUCGAAGACAGUAAACAGCUCUAGUGGGAUACAUCAGGAGUUUGUCUAUUACACCUCGGACGUCACUCUCGGGUCCUCAAUGGACAACCUAGAGAAUCUUGAAUUCACUCAUUGAUCAAUUAUUGAUUGCUUUCCAAUUUAGAUGAAAAUUAACAGACUAAUUAUUCAUAUGAAUUACAUAAUGUCUACCUUUGAUUGCAAGGUGACAGGGAGACAAGAUUACAUUUAAUGACAU
Messenger RNA from Pungitius pungitius (ninespine stickleback), 5699 nucleotides. It is a transcript of the gene slc4a8, whose product is annotated as solute carrier family 4 member 8. The record is from RefSeq and is a predicted model, not a curated record. NCBI's taxonomy places the organism in Eukaryota, Metazoa, Chordata, Actinopteri, Perciformes, Gasterosteidae. Bases 257 to 3538 code for a protein of 1093 amino acids. Gene Ontology annotation, biological process: transmembrane transport; bicarbonate transport; regulation of intracellular pH. Gene Ontology annotation, molecular function: monoatomic anion transmembrane transporter activity; sodium:bicarbonate symporter activity; solute:inorganic anion antiporter activity. The transcript is spliced from 25 exons. Gene Ontology annotation, cellular component: plasma membrane.